Molecule: messenger RNA, 1002 nt
Organism: Lachnellula hyalina
Lineage: Eukaryota; Fungi; Ascomycota; Leotiomycetes; Helotiales; Lachnaceae
Gene: las1
Product: Pre-rRNA-processing protein
Exons: 2
Coding region: 1-1002 (333 amino acids)
Biological process (GO): maturation of LSU-rRNA; maturation of 5.8S rRNA
Cellular component (GO): Las1 complex; preribosome, large subunit precursor
Molecular function (GO): endonuclease activity
Source: RefSeq, a predicted model, not a curated record
AUGGUACAAUACAUAAUAACCCCCUGGCGCACCCCCGCCGACCUCCUCCUCGUCCGGCAACAGCUCUACAACAACCAAGGCCAAAGCUCAACUCAAAACGGGGUCCGUGAUGAUGCGGAUAGAGAGAGAGAGAGGCGGAAAGCUGUAGCUCAGGUAUCGGUGUGGAUGCAGAGGGGAAAUUGUCCGCAUCUGGUCGAGGCGAGUGCUAUUCUGACGAGUGCCAUUUUGAAUGAUGUACCGGGGAAUUCGACGUAUUGUGUUAGGGCUGCGUAUUCGGCGGCUUUUUGUAGAUUCGUAACCGGCCUCCUAGACUCGCACCAAACAUCCCACAAAAAACUCUCCAUGUACAGCAUCGCGCGCACGCUCUCCCUGCCCGCCACGUACGUCGAGCUGCGGCACCAAGCAACGCACGAGGAGCUGCCGUCGCUGGCCAAGCUAAGGAGUGCGAGUGUCAAGGCUCUGAGGUGGAUCUGGGAGUUUUAUUGGGUGAAAUUGUCCGAGGUUGAUGUGGGAGGGGAACGGGAGGGGAACGGGGAUGAAUGUAAGGAGUUUGUGAGGAGGUAUUUGCAGGAAGCUGAUGAUGAGGGUAUGCAUAUGGAUGUGGAGGUAGAGGCUAGCUCGCGGGGUUGGGAUCGAGCGCGCUUAAUGGCCGCGAUAACGGGGAUCCAGAACGAGGUUGCAAAUCCCGACGCAAGGCUUCUACUUCUACGGCGGGCGUCGCGACUUCAACAACAGUUCUUAGACUCCGAGACAGGUCUACAUUCAGCUCCUCCUCCUCCUCCUCCUAUACCUGUUGUCAAGAGCCUGCAAGAUCUGAAGCGGGAAAUGGAGGAAAUGGAGAUGGAGAUGGAGAUAGAUCCAAACAAUGAGGGUACAGAUGAUGGAUCGCGAGAGACUGACACUAACACUGUCACUAUUGGCGCGGAUUAUCUUCGUCUCUCUGGAAAGGGAUGGGCGGCAUGGGAAGGCGCUUGGGUGCCGAAGCCUAUUGGAGUUGUGUGA